Molecule: messenger RNA, 1331 nt
Organism: Monopterus albus (swamp eel)
Lineage: Eukaryota; Metazoa; Chordata; Actinopteri; Synbranchiformes; Synbranchidae
Gene: mindy1
Product: MINDY lysine 48 deubiquitinase 1
Exons: 10
Coding region: 22-1086 (354 amino acids)
Biological process (GO): protein K48-linked deubiquitination
Cellular component (GO): cell periphery; cytosol
Molecular function (GO): cysteine-type carboxypeptidase activity; cysteine-type deubiquitinase activity; K48-linked deubiquitinase activity
Source: RefSeq, a predicted model, not a curated record
GCUUCGGAGCCUGGUCCAUCCAUGCCCGCGUAUUACCUGGUGAAGUGGAUCACCUGGAAGGAGAAGAAGACUCCCAUCAUCACUCAGAGUGAGAAUGGACCCUGCCCCCUGCUGGCCAUCAUGAACACACUCUUCCUGCGCUGGAAGGCCAGACUUCCUGCUCAGACCGAGGUCGUCACCGCCGAGGAUCUGAUGGCUCAUCUGGGUGAGUGUGUGUUGUCGGUCACACCCAGAGAGAAAGCUGACGGGAUGGAGCUCAACUUCCAACAGAACAUGAGUGACGCCAUGGCUGUCCUUCCCAAGCUGUCCACAGGUCUGGACGUUAAUGUGCGUUUCACAGGAGUGACCGAUUUUGAGUACACACCAGAGUGCAUCGUGUUCGACCUGUUGGAUAUCCCGCUGUACCACGGCUGGCUGAUCGACCCACAGACAAAGCUGGCAGUUAGACGGAAAAAGAAACUGAGCUACAACCAGCUGGUAGAGAAAAUCAUCGACUACAAACACUCCGUUGACAGCAGCCAAGUCAGCGAAGGUCUGGUGGCGGAGCAGUUCCUGGAGUCGACCGCCACCCAGCUGUCGUAUCACGGCCUCUGUGAACUCAACACAACGGCCAAAGAGGGCGAGAUUUCGGUGUUCUUCAGAAACAACCACUUCAGUACCAUGAUCAAACACAAGGGCCACCUGUACCUGCUGGUGACAGACCAGGGCUUCCUGCAGGAGGAGGGCUUGGUCUGGGAAUCUCUUCACAACGUCGAGGGUGACGGAAACUUCUGUGACUCCGACUUCAGACUGUGUCAUCCUCCCCAGAGAGCUCCGCCUGCCUCCACCCUACCCCCCACCAUCCAGGAGCAGCAGAGACAGAUUGACCAGGACUACCUGGUGGCGGUGUCCCUGCAGCAACAGCAGCAGGGAGAGGCCCCGGGGCCCAUCAGUGACCUGGAGCUGGCCCGACAGCUGCAGCAGGAGGAAUACCAGCAGCAGCAGCAGCAGCAGCAGGGAUCAGUGCAGACACCACCACAGGUGAGAGGUCAGGGGUCACAGCAGGCCAGGAGAAGAGACAAGGACUCAGACUGUGCCCUCCUAUAGAUUCUUCUUCAUUGUCGUCAUCAUCAUGUGUAACAGCACCAGACUCCCCGAGUAGAGCCUGCCUGCAGCGUGGACAUCACACUGUCAGCUCGAUGCCCGACCCCAGUGCUUUGUCCAGCAGGUGACAAUCCGGGAUUCCAGGCUUUGGAAAUGGAUUGUGGUAGAAGAGACAGGUCCUGCCAGAGAGAGACGUUUCACAUGGGUGGACAUUUAUGGAGAAGCUUCUGAUCAGGCCCAACUGGAAA